AUGGGAGCUGUGCAGUUUGUAGUGCUUCAGCUCACACUGCUGUUGCUGAUGUUUUGGUCAUUUAGUGAUCCGUUAGUUAUUGCAGAAGCACAGGUACCUAUAGCAAACUAUGGAUGUCGAGAUUCUUGUGGAAAUGUUACGAUUCCAUAUCCAUUUGGAAUGGAAAAGAAGGGUUGUUACAUAGAAGAAAGGUUCAAAGUACAUUGCAACUCUACUAGUGGAGUUCCCACAAUUUCAAUCAGCGGCAUUGAUAUGGAGGUGACAAAUAUUUCUGUUGAUUACAACACUAUUACAGUCAACUUUCCAGUUGUCUACGCAAAUUGUGAAGGCAAAGACAGUAAAAGCAGUACAGUUGUUGACUUGGAAGGAAGCCCUUUUGCUUUCUCCUCCGCAGAGAAUUACUUCAUUGCAAAAGGUUGUAAUAACGUUGCCUUAGCGACCCCAAAGAAUGAGGACUCUCCUAAUCCUUGGUGCGUGUCAUUUUGCGACAAAGAGAGUGAUAAUGGCCCUGACAUGUCUGGUUGCAGUAACAUCACCUGGUACCUGAACAACAUCCCCUCACAUCUCAAGGUUUUUAACGUAACUUUUGAAGGUUUUGAUGACAGGAGAAAAUCAGGCAGCAGCAACAACAGCAGGAAAUUAGAGGAAUGCAGGCAUGCCUUUUUGAUAGAACAAACACGGGUUGAUAACUCUGCCCCUGACAUGAGGGAUGUGGACUUUGUUCCAGCAGUGCUAGAUUGGGGGAUUGAUAAUGAGAUAUUUCGACUCUUUGUGGAGAGUCAAGGGUGUCAUAUUUCAACCUCUAUUCAUAGAUGUGGAGCCUCUGGUCCUCCCAUCGAUUCAAGUUCCCGACCAAACUCGACGAUUCGAUGUUAUUCCACACUUAUCCCUGAUUAUCACAAUCCUUACCUUGAUAGUUUUUGUGAAGGGAAAAGAAAUGGCAACCGGACUAAAAUGGUGACCAUAGUUAUGUUGUACUAUGAACCAAGUUUGAAAUUGGGAAUCAAUAGGUUCUUGGUUCCUCAGUUCUUAACAAAUUUCCUAUUCGAUUUUGUGCAGGUGUUGGAGCUGGACUAG
Messenger RNA from Dovyalis caffra, 1077 nucleotides. Lineage: Eukaryota; Viridiplantae; Streptophyta; Magnoliopsida; Malpighiales; Salicaceae. The record is from the annotation of a GenBank genome assembly.